GAAAUCAGACACUUUCCCCUGUCUACCUCGUCUGGUAGUGACGCGAUGUGUUGCUAAUUAACGUCUUCAUUUUGGGAGGAGGGACGCACAAAUCGUAGGCAGGCUUCCCCUCCCCCCCACGCUGGUAGGGGGAAAAUCGCACCACAUUUGUCCUACGCAAACAAGUGAGUCAGACCGCUGCCCGGCCUCCUCCAUAUCUCUCGCCACCGUCGCGCGCGCUGCUUCCGAAGCCUCCCUGCAUGUUUCCUCAAGAGUCGGGCCUCUCUCGGGAAGUUUCCUGUUUGUAAAAGCCAGUCAGGAACACGCCUCGACUAAAUAUAGACUGCAGAAAUAAUACUUUCUCUGGUGUACAAGGCUCGGGGAGGAGAGAAAGGCGCUUCGGUUGGUGGUGCAGGGCAGUCUUGGUACUCGUGAAUCCCCGAGGGAGUAUCGUAUGAACUUUUCCUCACCGGUACAGAGGACCUUGCGGAGUCGGCGUCUUUUGUGGUAGUUUCCAGUCGGGCCGAGCGGUGCUACAGUGAGUUCUCCCCGAGAUGGAUUCUCUGUCCGCGCGCGGGAACAAGUGCGCUGCCGCGCUACAGUUUCUCUUCUGCAUCGCCUGUUUUAUAACGACGGCUUCUUCUACAUACAUGUACGGCACACAGGGAUACCCAAGCGCACCGGGGAUGAGACAAAACUUUUGUCCGUACACGGUUAGCAAACGCGUCUCCUGUAUGACUCCUAACGGCUACGAGUCGUACGUUCAGCGCUACUUCAGAGGAUGUCAACCCGGGAACAUACUAUGCACCGGACCUUCAAGUUACCGCAUCGCGUUCCGUCCCCGCCAGCAGCUGACCUACAAGACCGUGACGGAACAGCGGUACAGGUGCUGUCCCGGGUUCACCGGGAGGAACUGUGACCAGCGGGUACAGGAGCAGCACCGACCCACCUACCUCCCCAAUGGGAACGGCAACGGCAACGGCCACAACAACCAACCCUCCCGCCUGCCUGGAGCACUACCCUGGACGACCACCUGCUAUGUCUAUUGCUGUGGUCGAGUGGACACCUUGGAGAGAAGACUGUUGGAGAUAGAAGUGCAGAUGAAGAACGUAAGCUUCGCUGACCCGGGGGCUGUAGGCCAAGGCCCGCCUGGGCCUGAGGGGAUACCCGGCCUUCCGGGAAUUCAGGGUCAGCCCGGUCCGGUUGGGCCUCCUGGUCCUCCCGGAAAGGCCGGGCUUAGGGGUCAACCAGGUUUCCCCGGACCCCCGGGGCCGCCGGGAGACAGGGGCCCGAUCGGUCUUCCUGGCCAGGCGGGCCCACAAGGGCCACCAGGGGAGAUUGGUGACCCCGGGCUGCCGGGAUUACCAGGACGUGACGCUGAUCCCUUCUUAGUAGCGACGGGCUUUCCUCCAUUAGCUAACCAACCAGACCAAGGAGGUUGGUCGUACAAUGCUGCAGCAGUAGAGGACGCGGGUGCGCUGACGGGCGAUGGCAGUCCUGGAUCUGCCGGACCUCCUGGGCCCGCAGGACCGGCCGGACCCAGCGGGCCACCCGGUCCUGCCGGGCCGCCCGGUACACCUGGUAUACCCGGUACACCUGGUCCCGCCGGCCCGCCUGGGCCUUACGGACUCCCCGGGAAACCUGGGCCAGCCGGGGAACCUGGUCUACCAGGAGCGCCUGGAGUACCUGGCUUGCCCGCCAAUGAAGAGGAGAUGAGAGGCAUGAAGGAUCACAUCUGUGCCCUGUACGAGCGGCUGAUGAUUCUGGAAGGCGUCAUAGCGGCCGCACCUCAUCAGGCGCAAGCUGUCGGAGUGCCCGACUACUGCGGCAUCGACGUGGCCCAGCAACAGUUCCCGCCCACAGCGGGUAAACCUCAAGAUGGCGGCUUCAUACCCCCCACCGACGGGCAGUACGUGCCUCCGUUCGGCAGUAACCAGGGCGGCAAGCCGGACUAUGACGGGUCGCAGACGUCCUGGGACACCAACCUCAUACCGGACGCGACGGGAACUGGAGACACGUUCGUUCCGGAUUACGGUUACGAAAAGCCUGACGUGGGCGGCACACAGCAACCCUACGAUACCAGUGAUGACGGAGUACCGGACUACAGUGGUACCGAGCCUCCGUAUGUCGGGCCAGACUACAGUGGUACCGAACCGCCGUACGUCGGGCCGGACUACGGACAGCCAGAUUACGGACAACCUGACUAUGGACAACCAGACGUCGGUACAGACGCGCCAGUCGUUGAUGGUACAGACUACGGAACGCCAGAGCUAGAGAACGUCAUACCAGGGAGUACGGAUCACGAGACACCUGACGAAUCUCAGCCACCGUACGGUGGUCCGGAUUAUGGGCAGCCUGACGGGACAGACUACGGGCAACCGGACGAGGGCGGUCCCGACUAUGGACAACCAGACACAGACUAUGGGCAACCAGACACAGAAUAUGGGAAACCUGAAACGGACUAUGGGAAACCUGAAACGGACUACGGACAACCCGAAACGGACGACGGACAGCCGGGAACGGACGAUGGGCAACCUGAAACAGACUAUGGACAACCCGAUUACGUGCAACCCGACGAAAGCGGCACCGACUACGGACAACCUGAAGUAACUGACUACGGUCAACCAGAGGAAGGCGAUUCCGUGGACAUCACAGACGAAAACAAGCCCGACUACGUUCAGCCAGAUUAUGGUCAACCCGACGACGGCGUUGACUACGGUGAGGAUGGAGGCACCGAGCCGCCGUACACUGAUUACGACGGCUGGCACCCCAUAUCGCCGCAUGAGCCGGAGUACGAGGAACCACAAGAGCCGGAGUACGAGGAGCCUGGGAGCGGGGACGACUUCCAGCCCGAUGACGGUAUCAUACAGGUGUUACCUCCGUACGGGGGCAGGCCCGGGGAGAUCUCCCCCGACCAGUCGGGCAGCGUGCCGUCACAGGUCAUCCCUCCGAUCCUGGAGGUUCCCGACAGAGGGGACAUCCCCGUUCACCACAUCCCGCCGUACAUCGUACCCGGGUCUGAAGACGAUGACCAGCAGCCUGACACGAACACUGUGUACGAGGGCGGGCUGGACGUGGAGGAAGGGUACGAGGAAUCAUCCGGAGACGCCGAGACCGGAUCCGGAGACGAGUACAACAACAAUUACAACGGAUUCUUCAGUUUUUCAGAUUUCUUCAACCGAAGGGCUAAAUAGAGUAUAGGGUGAUAACUAAAGCUCAAAACGGUGCGACACACUCAAUUACACACCUGUAGUAGUCCCAGUAAUUGACCUACCAGCAACCCUUUUAUAUAACCUUAUAAUGAAUUAGACCGAGGACCAAGUUUACGCUGUAUUUAUUAAGGUUGAAUUUAAUAGGGCUUCACACUUUAAGUGAUUUUGCAAUUGGUUGUUUCUACCAGUAAUUCUGUUGGGGACUUCGAUACAAAUUCAUAUCGACUCUGGCCAGCUCAUCAUACAUUCAAAUCACGUCAUUAAACUUCGGAUCCCAGAUCUGUUUUCACAACAAAAUGAAUGUUCAUAUAAAAAAAAACACACAAUCGCAUUUCACAUGCAUCUAUUUAUAUAAACGUUGUUUCAUUGAUCUUGCCCUUUGAUACACUUUAAGUUCGACUGAGCCUUUCGCAAAUAUUUCAUCAACUGUACGUGUCAUAAUAAUGCCAUUUUGCUAGCGUCUUUAACUAUAACUGCAUGGCUACGUCCAGAUAAAUAUUAUUCCCUAGCCUCUGGUUAUGAGGUAUAUACGAUGGUCACUGCCCACAAAGAUACAGAUGCCAGUGAAAAGAAACUACUAGUACAUGGUCGCUAGACUAUGACAUAUGGUUAGAUCGACGUUCAGUGAAAUUACAUAUCUUCAUAUGUUUUAUAUACGUCAUAUCAUGCAGAAGAGUUGACAAAUGUAAGAAAAAAAUCACAUACGUUUGCGACUGCAGGACAAAGCACAUUUUACAUCAGUGUUUAGAUACAUAUUUCACAUACACGUGACCUCACUUAGUAUGGAAUUUUCUGGAUUUCUGUCUUUUUGGCGACGCCUCACUGGCGGAGCCUGCUCUAUUUCCAGUACUAUCAUAGUCAUUUUAACUAGAUGUUUGCAAGAUUUAAACCUCUUUGAUGUUUGUAUGUCAUUAUUUGAGGCUGAGAGAUUUUAUCCUACCACAAAGUAGACUAGAAUUUGUACGUGCCAGCAUUCACUGUUGUGCCACCAAUAUAGAAUAUGAUUAUUGGUUGUUCUUGAAGAUGCAAUUUUGAGAGAGGGCUCCUUCCUAAUUCUAGAGCCAGGCUAUGUAAAAAAUUAUACGUAAGUGUAUAUAUGCAGCAUUGUAUAAGAUAUGGUUUAGUUGCUAUUAGUGGUCCGCCAAGCAGAGGUAUAGUGUUUGUUUUAUGGUACUUUCAGACUUCGCUGUGUGAAGGUUGAGAAGAAUUUUGAUGAAGGUAUGAAGCAUUUUAUUCUCAAGAGUGAAAAUCUCUUUUUAGAAAUUGCUAUUGUUGUCAUGUUCUGUGUUAACGUUGUUAUCUGUCUUAGUAAAUAAAGAUCAUACUUUAUGAUCUACAA
Molecule: messenger RNA, 4530 nt
Organism: Branchiostoma belcheri (Belcher's lancelet)
Lineage: Eukaryota; Metazoa; Chordata; Leptocardii; Amphioxiformes; Branchiostomatidae
Product: collagen alpha-2(IV) chain-like
Molecular function (GO): protein binding
Source: RefSeq, a predicted model, not a curated record